Molecule: messenger RNA, 1230 nt
Organism: Musca domestica (house fly)
Lineage: Eukaryota; Metazoa; Arthropoda; Insecta; Diptera; Muscidae
Gene: PCNA2
Product: proliferating cell nuclear antigen
Exons: 2
Coding region: 231-1013 (260 amino acids)
Biological process (GO): leading strand elongation; translesion synthesis; regulation of DNA replication
Cellular component (GO): PCNA complex
Molecular function (GO): DNA binding; DNA polymerase processivity factor activity
Source: RefSeq, a predicted model, not a curated record
UUUAGUUUGACACUUCGCGCCAAAAUACCGGGCGUCUGCUGUCAACAAUUUGCGUGUUGUAAUUUUCACAAAGGCAAAUUUCUGCAAUACACGUCAAGGCAGCAGCACAUUUUAAGAAAUAAAGCCGAAAGGAGCGGUUCAAAGAAGCAUCGUGUGUUUGUGAAGAGAAAACAAAAAAGUAAUUUGAAGAAGUUCUUGAGUGUUUACUGUGUAAAUAAAAAAGAAACAAGAUGUUUGAAGCCCGUUUAAUCAGCGCUACCAUUCUCAAGAAAAUCUUGGAUGCCAUCAAAGAUUUGCUAAAUGAGGGAACCUUCGAUUGCAGUGAUUCGGGAAUACAGCUCCAAGCUAUGGACAACUCCCACGUUUCCUUGGUUUCCCUUACAUUGCGUUCGGAUGGCUUUGACAAAUUCCGUUGUGAUCGCAACAUUUCAAUGGGCAUGAAUCUGAGCAGCAUGGCAAAGAUUUUGAAGUGCGCCAACAACGACGAUACAGUGACCAUCAAAGCCCAGGAUAAUGCCGAUACAGUUACCUUUAUGUUUGAAUCGCCCAAUCAUGAAAAAGUCUCCGACUAUGAAAUGAAGCUAAUGAAUCUCGACCAAGAACAUUUGGGCAUUCCCGAAACAGAUUACUCCUGUGUUGUUCGUAUGCCUUCAAUGGAAUUUGCACGUAUUUGCCGAGAUUUGGCACAAUUCAGUGAAUCGAUGGUUAUUUGCUGUACCAAGGAAGGUGUAAAAUUCUCGGCAUUUGGUGAUGUUGGUUCGGCCAAUGUCAAGUUGGCACAAACCUCAAGCGUGGACAAAGAAGAUGAAGCUGUUGUUAUUGAAAUGCAAGAGCCUGUCACCCUAACAUUUGCCUGUCGUUACCUAAAUGCCUUCACCAAGGCCAGUCCCUUGUCGGGACAAGUACAGUUGUCCAUGUCGGCCGAUGUACCAUUGGUGGUUGAAUAUCGCAUACAAGAUUUGGGCCAUAUACGUUACUAUUUGGCGCCUAAAAUCGAAGAUGACGAGAGUUAAGCAUUUAAGAAGAGUGAUAUGUACCACAGAUUUUCUUCUCACAAGCAUAUUUGCACCUUUUUUACAAAUUAAGUGGCUUGGUGAUGUCGUCACAGUCAGUUUCCAUCUAAAUUGUUAUGUUAUAAAAAAAAGAAAGAAGUACGGUUUUCAAAAACGAUGAAGUCCAUAUUAUAUUUUCUAUAUAUGUAUGUUAAAUAUAAGUAAUAUUUUUUCAGUU